AUGGGUUCCCAGCUGUUGGCCGGUGGACGGCGCAUGAUCGGAGAAGGAGUGGGAGGAUACCCAGACCGCAUGGUGGGCCAGGGCCAGGGCUUCGUGCAGGGACCACCAGAGACCAAUCAAGGUGGCACUCGCAUACCGUGGCUAGUCAAGCAGCAGGACCCGGCAAGCCUUCAGGUCCUCGGCCUCCCCCUGCUCCAGACGAGGCCGCAGGAAGAGGGAGACGAAGGCUCCGUGCGAGCAAGUCCUAAGAUGGCAUCCACCUUUGCUUGCCUCGCUGUUGUGGCUCAAGCGGUGCCCCUGGAUGUGAUUAACACUCCACACUCCAGGGUAACCGCAUAUCGAACCUGGACUCUCACAGGUGCGGGCGAAACUGAGAAGAUGGAGUUCUUGCACUAUCCGGUUCAGUUCGGCAAGGGGACUGGAACGCGAGAACAGAUGUUCUGGCUUUGCGGCAUUGUGUUCGUGCAGGCCCUUCUGACAGUUGCUCGCCUGAUCUACCUUUUCGACACCCUCGGAGGUUUCUUGAUGGGAGUCGUCGCGUUUAUUGGAUGGUACUGUGCCAAAAAAGGCAUGGACAUCACUCUGACCAGCCUGUGGGGCCUAGCGAGCGGUCUCCUUUUCAUAUACGACUUCUUCGGUGCCCUUACGGGUGCAGUCGUGAACACCUUCAAGCUAGACUUCGUCAGAGUUGCAGUCCUGCUUGCCCUUCCACUGACUGACUUUCUGGCUGCCAGCUUCGGGUGGGAGCUCUUCAAGGAGCAUGAGCGGAACGGAGGACUUCUCAAGCCGAUUUUCGCGGGCGGACAGGCCGUACCUGCAAAGCGGAUGGACGAAGAGCAGGGCAUCACCAAGCCGAAGCUCGACAUAUGGAAAGGGACAGAGGGUACAGCGCCGUACCCGCCGCACGCACCUUACGGCUAUCCCGGGACCGGAAACUUUGCCGGGCAGGAGAUGCAGAACGCGGCCGAUGGCUUUGUUAAACCAACAGCCCGACAUGAGAGCAAUGUCUGUUUCUAG
Symbiodinium necroappetens is the source of this 1017-nucleotide messenger RNA. NCBI's taxonomy places the organism in Eukaryota, Dinophyceae, Suessiales, Symbiodiniaceae. The record is from the annotation of a GenBank genome assembly.